Molecule: messenger RNA, 1177 nt
Organism: Diprion similis
Lineage: Eukaryota; Metazoa; Arthropoda; Insecta; Hymenoptera; Diprionidae
Gene: Rab2
Product: ras-related protein Rab-2
Exons: 4
Coding region: 123-767 (214 amino acids)
Cellular component (GO): Golgi apparatus
Molecular function (GO): GTPase activity; GTP binding
Source: RefSeq, a predicted model, not a curated record
CCAAGCAGAAGAGAUAAGGGAAAUAAUAAGCAGCUGAAAAGAGCGUUGAAACGAAACUACUACGCUUCCCUCGUCGUGUACUUGAAAAUUACUGUGUUUUGACGAGCUUUGUAGAAUUUAAAAUGUCUUACGCUUACCUCUUCAAAUACAUUAUCAUCGGUGACACGGGAGUCGGCAAGUCGUGUCUGCUGCUGCAAUUCACAGACAAAAGGUUUCAACCGGUACACGAUUUGACUAUUGGCGUUGAGUUUGGCGCGCGUAUGAUCACAAUUGAUGGAAAACAGAUUAAGCUGCAGAUUUGGGAUACGGCAGGGCAAGAAGCGUUCCGUUCCAUAACAAGAUCGUAUUAUCGUGGCGCGGCAGGAGCCUUGCUCGUUUACGAUAUAACUCGCAGAGAGACUUUCAACCAUUUAACAACGUGGCUAGAAGACGCACGACAGCAUUCCAAUUCAAACAUGGUGAUCAUGCUUAUUGGAAACAAGAGCGAUCUCGAUUCACGGAGAGAGGUUAAAAGAGAAGAGGGUGAAGCAUUUGCUCGAGAACACGGUCUCGUAUUUAUGGAAACGAGCGCAAAGACUGCAGCCAACGUCGAAGAGGCAUUUAUCAACACUGCGAAAGAGAUAUAUGAAAAAAUACAAGAAGGUGUCUUCGACAUCAACAAUGAGGCAAACGGCAUCAAAAUUGGACCUCAGCAUUCGCCGACAAGCCCAGGUAGCUUGGCGGGAACUGGAGGUCAGGGUGGCGCUCAAGGUGGUGGAUGUUGCUAGGGGCUGGGGGUUCGCUGCUCCCCAUUUCCCUGCGAACCGAUCUAAAACGAUCUCCCUUCCACCCCAUUCCUGCUCCACGUUUUCAACGAUUUGUAUAUUCAUUUGUAUAUUUGUGUGUACGUCGCGUAUCGAUGGAUGGGCAGUAAUUGGUAUAAUUUAUCGUUUUCAGAAUCUUAAUCGAUAUUGUAAUAAAUAAGAUUUGUCGCGUAAUUCCUUCAGGGUUUAUAAAAAUAGUACAUAAACAGAGAGAGAAGGCAGUUUUCACUUAACGAGACUCAUAGCGGUACUCUUUCAACGUAUAAAACUUCGUCUGUAAACUUAGAACUUUGACGCUCUGAACGAGACCUAUGUAUGAGGAAUGACGAGCGACAGCUUGAUUCCCGUGUUUUAAAAUACAUGUAAGACAGAAA